Aspergillus uvarum CBS 121591 is the source of this 1832-nucleotide messenger RNA. RefSeq lists its product as uncharacterized. The coding region runs from base 257 to 1399 and encodes 380 amino acids. The transcript has a single exon. The record is from RefSeq and is a predicted model, not a curated record. Lineage: Eukaryota; Fungi; Ascomycota; Eurotiomycetes; Eurotiales; Aspergillaceae.
GGAGGGUCUUAUCGACCUGUGGCGGACAAUCGCGCACACUUCUAAGACGCUGGAGCGAUCGAUAUGUAUCCGACAGCCAGUUCGGAAUGAAUCAGAGCCAAUGAUUAGCAGCGAUUCGCCGACAACGCCUACAGCUACGCAGCCCACAACACAAUCAGACCGGUCAUACUACCCACCCACCCCGGCGCAACGUAAACUCCUUACCCUUCUCAAAGCCAUCAGAACCUUUCCCACGACCGACCCCAUGCCUGGUACAAUGGCCGGAACCAGCUAUCAACACCACCCCUCCUUAUCGCCCUACCUCGGUGCUACUGUCUUCUCCUCGUCGUCAUCAUACUAUGGGUCAUCCUUGAGUAGCAACCACAGUGACUGGAGUGGCAUGCUCGCUGAUGACGCGGAAACGCGAAUCGAGUGUAAGAGGGGUAUUUGCUGGGCCGCUCUGCCAUAUUUCCGUGAGGUCAUUGCAGAGAUAUUCCAGGAGGAUGCACCGGGAGAUUGGUUUCGCCGACCAUCGCAAUCGCGGCACACCGCACCUGCACCUGCUAGUACGGAGUCACAGUCGAUAACACCACUUCCUACUGCGAAGUGGCCUGAAGUACUAACAGGCGCGGAGCCCUCACCUCAUUUCUAUUCCACUCACAAUCCUAUUCCUGGUCAGCUCGAAAAGCCCCCGCCAAAAGUCGGCUUCGAGCCUUCCGAAAGUGAAGCCUGGCUCAACCUCACCUCGUUUCUGGCAUUCAUGAGCAAAGAGUCCAUCCUAGAGACCUUGGACGGCGUCGGCCUCGUCAUGAUGGGAUCUGUGCUGGGCAAUGAGGGAAAGGCUCUCUCAGCUUCUGCUUCUGGGAUCGGCAGCCAUUCUCACGGCCAAGGUGUGGAUUGUCCCCCUUAUCCUCAGACUCAACCUGAUAGCUUCACUGGCUGCAUCGUCACCAAACCGUGUCUCGACCUUUACAUCUCGGCCGCAGCCAUCUGGGCCGUUAUCACAGGCGAGGAUAUAUGGAAGCGCAGAGGAGAAGAUGCGGGGAACGAGUUCGUGGUGGGACUGUCAUUAAACGAUGAUGGCAGGACCGGUGACCCAACCAUGUUGAAGAGGACUGCCUCCAUGUCGCUGGGGAGUAGCAGCAGCACAACAGGCGCCACUGCGACCAUGUCUGGUGGCCCGUCAGGCCUGGCACCCACCACACCCGCAAGCAAAGAAGCCAGGGCUAUCCGUAAAGCUAAGGCCGAAGAGCGCACCCCGCGAGACGGCAAGGAUGCUAUCUCCCGCCGGGCGUGGGACGCGUGGAUCGGCCGCCUUCGGGCGGCCAGCUGUCGGGAGGACCUGGCAGCGUCGACUAGGUCAAUCGCUGCAGAGGCGGCGGACGUGAUGUUGAGAGCUUGUGCGUCGUUGGAUACAUAAUCUCCCUAUAUACUAUAAAUAUUCACCAAGUGGGAAGGAGCCCAACUCGUCAGUCACAUGGUCGGGAAAAAUAAUGGAAUAAUCAUACAUAGAUGCUCCAGCAGAGCUUCCAUCAUUUGAGUAAUCUCUCUGUUUAGCCGUGGGCGAUUAACCAGAUUGGGUGAUUCCGUAGGAUCAAAGCACACUGCCACCGCGCUUCGUUCCUUUGAAAGUCCAGAGCCGGACAAGCUGAGUAACCGAAUUGGCUGAUUGGAUUGGAUGUGUCAUGUUAACGGCGGUAGUUCCAAGACCACGAGAGGAGGGACUGCGUUUCCGUGGCUUCCCCGAACCCGGAACCCGGAAGCCAAGAUCAAGCCUGUUGAACACGCCAUUUGGAUGAACUGCGUCGGACUUUCUGGUCUUAUUUCGUUGACAAAAAGCAGUUUCCACUACC